Penicillium longicatenatum is the source of this 1560-nucleotide messenger RNA. Its product is annotated as cytochrome P450. The transcript is spliced from 4 exons. The record is from RefSeq and is a predicted model, not a curated record. Gene Ontology annotation, molecular function: oxidoreductase activity, acting on paired donors, with incorporation or reduction of molecular oxygen; heme binding; monooxygenase activity. The coding region runs from base 1 to 1560 and encodes 519 amino acids. Lineage: Eukaryota; Fungi; Ascomycota; Eurotiomycetes; Eurotiales; Aspergillaceae.
AUGGCAUUUCUUCAGGUCCUCACGACUGGUGUUGUCGUGGCUCUUCUUUGGGUCGUGACCGAGUCAAUCCGCCGCCUUUUCUUUCACCCUCUAUCCCACAUUCCAGGCCCCCGCCUUGCCGCCCUGACCUGGUGGUACGAAUUCUACUACGAUGUCGUUCUUCCUGGCAAGUAUGUUUUCAGGAUCCAAGAAUUGCAUCGUGAAUAUGGGCCCAUUCUCCGCAUUACCCCAGAGGAAAUUCAUAUCAACGACGUUGGCUUCUUGGACACGGUAUAUAGUGGUUUGAGAGACAAAUACGAGUAUCCAUUACGGGCCCUGCGAGUGCCUGGAGGAGUAGGCACCACAGCAGAUGCUAAGCUCCACAAGUUGCGCCGCGAAGCUCUCGUGCCCUUCUUCAGCAAACGUAACGUUCUAUCCCUAGAGCAUCUGGUGACAGAAAAGGUCGAACAGCUAUCUGAGAUCAUCGCGAAGCACGCCAGAGAAGCGUCGCAAGCCAAUCUAUCUGACCUCUUUUUGCGUUCUCCAACGACAAGUGUCGUGACCAACUUUUUGUUUGCCCACAAAAUGAAUGCCUUGGCAGAUGAGAGGCAGGCAGGGAUAUCUCGGAAUAAUAGCAGGCAACUUCUCCUGGGCGUCCAUGUUAAUAAGCAUUUUCCUUGGAUCCCAGACUUCCUUGAAGCACUUCCGACCUCUAUCAGCAGGCCCUUGAUGCCCCUGGGUCUCAUUGAUAUGUUCAACCUGUUUGAUAGAGUUCGCGGCGAAAUUUCUGGUAUCAUGAGAGCGCAGUCAUCUGGGGCUGAUAGGAAGAGCGGGCCAAGUCCGACCGGCAAAGAAGCCGUCUACGAGUCUGUCCUGGUCAAUGAGUCCCUUCCACCCCAAGAAAGAACUUUGGCCCGAUUGGAGCAAGAAGGCGCCCUCCUCGCCCUGGCUGGAACCGAAUCCCCAGCCCUAUCCCUCAGCAUAAUUUUCUAUCACCUGCUUGCCAACCCUGACAUUCUGAACAGACUUCGCGCUGAGCUCGAAACAGUCCCAGUCGACGCCUCGUGGUCCCAACUAGAAAAGCUUCCUUACCUCAUGGCCGUAAUUGAAGAAGGUAACCGUCUUUCAUUUGGUGUGACAGCGCGCAUUGGUCGUCGUGCAUAUGAAGAGCUAAUUUUCACUCCGUCGUCUUAUGCCACCACUCCUGGUACCGGAAAAUCCUACAAAAUCCCUGCGCGCACGCCAAUGAGCAUCUCCACGCUCAGUGCACACACCGCACAAUCCGUCUUUCCGGAUCCAUUUACCUUCGACCCUGAACGCUGGCUAGGUGAGGCUGGUCAGGAGCGCAAGCGGUUUCAAAUGGCGUUUACCAAAGGAAGCCGUAAAUGCCUAGGAAUCGAGCUUGCCAAUGCCGAGCUCUGCUUGGUUAUUCGGUCUUUAAUUCGCCCAUUCGAAAUGACCCUUUAUGAGACCGAUGCCACAGAUGUCUCCUUCGAGCACGACUAUCAAAUCGCGAUGCCGAAGAUGGGAUCCGAAGGAGUCAGGGCAACUGUCAAGUUCAGAGUCCAGCAUACCUGUUAG